Messenger RNA from Cryptomeria japonica (Japanese cedar), 1398 nucleotides. RefSeq lists its product as uncharacterized. Gene Ontology annotation, molecular function: protein dimerization activity. The transcript has 2 exons. Lineage: Eukaryota; Viridiplantae; Streptophyta; Pinopsida; Cupressales; Cupressaceae. The record is from RefSeq and is a predicted model, not a curated record. Bases 29 to 1009 code for a protein of 326 amino acids.
UGCCACUUACUUCAUCUUGUUGGAGAGGAUGCUUGAGGUGCAUGAUGCUCUACAACUGAUGGUGGUGAAUCCUGAGUGGGGUAGAUGGCGGGAAUCACACUCUACUGGAGGAAAAUCUAUCAAACAAAAGAUUCUUGAUGACAAUUGGUGGUCCACUAUGAGAUAUGUUUGCUCUGUCAUCUCACCUAUUGUAGAUGUCAUUAGAUAUGCUGAUACAGACUCUCCUAGUCUUGGAGAGAUAUAUGAGACAUUUGACAGUAUGCUUGGGAAGAUUAAGCAAACAAUUUUGGCCAAGGAUCCUACUUUGGGGUUCUAUGAGCAACAUAUUAGGCCCAUUGUGACACGGAGGUGGAACAUAAUGAACACCCCUCUUCAUAUGGCAGCCUAUGCAUUGAAUCCCAAAUGGUAUGCACCAAAGGAUGGAAGGUUGCCUCCAUGUGACGAUGAUGAGGUUUUAGAUGGGUUCACGCGAGCCAUUGAUAAGAUAUAUACAGAGGAGCAGGCUUCCAUACUUCGUGCACAAUUCCUUGACUUCACAAAUCUUCGUGGUCCUACAUUGAGUAAACCACAGGCGAGGUUGGACAUAGCUAUAUUAGCCCAGAGAGACCCUAUUGGAUGGUGGACAUGGCAUGGGAGGGAUACACCACAAUUGAAAUUGCUUGCCACUCGCUUACUUUCGCAGGUUGCUAGUUCCUCUGCUGCAGAGAGGAAUUGGUCCACAUAUGGCUUUAUCCACUCUAUCAAGAGGAAUAGACUUACCUCUAGACGAGCGGAGAAGCUAGUGGCCGUGCAUAGUGCUCUUCGACUUCAGGAUCGUCAGACUCCAGAGUAUCGACAGACUCCAGCUUUACGAUGGGAUGUUGAUCCCGAAGAUGUGGCCCAAGUUGAUGAGGAGGAGACACCACAGGGAUUGGUUGGGAUUCCAUUGGACGAAGUGGACAUUGACCAGGACAGUGGCAUAGACUUAGAGGACUCUGAUUUUGAUGCAAUGUUAGGAGAUGCAGAUUAGGGGCAGCAUUAUACUUUGCUUUUUAGUUUUUACUUUUUAGUAUUUACUUAGUAGUUAGUACUAUUUCAGUAUUUUGAUUUCCAUAUCGCAAUUGACAAUGAAACAAUAUGGCAGCAGUGUAGCCUUUGGGCAUUUUGUAUGUUAUUUGAAUUUCUUUAAUAUCUAUUAUGAUAUGCAUAUUGACAAUGUGAAUGAAUUGAAAUUCUAAAUUAUGAGUGCAUAUUGAGUAUUGACUAUUGAGUCUAUUGAUAAUGUUGUAUGUUCGAUGUUUGCAUUCUAAAAUGUUUUCAUAGUAUCAUACACAUGCUAUAUCCAUGUUUUCAUAGUAUCAUACACAUGCUUUAUCCAUGUUUUCAUAUGAACAUUUAAAUUUUCCUAUAUAUUUUUAA